CGCGGGAAGCCGGAGACUGAGAGCCGCUCAAUUAAUGCAAGGAUUUAAAUCCCCUCAUCUGCUACGGCCAGCCCAUCAUGCACAGGAAACACCUCCAGGAGAUUCCCGAUUCGAACAGCAAUGUUAAUAUCACCUUCAAGUGGGGAUGGGAUCUUAACAAGACAUCGGAUUUGCUGUCAGGAAUGGGGGUCGCAGUUCUGGAGAAAGAAAAGGUGGACAGUGAAAACAUCCCCCAGGAGCUGCUCUUAACUCAAGCCCCUCCACCAAAAAAGCAAAAGGUGAAAGCGAAGGAAAAGGACUUUGUAAUUGCCCGCAGGCCGAGGCAAUCCAAAGAGAACAGUUCAGGAAUUUCCUGGGAUAUGCUUCCAGACGAAUUGCUCCUCGGAAUCUUUUCAUAUUUAUCUCUGCCCGACCUCGUAAGAGUCUCUGGGAUUUGUAAGAGGUGGCAUCGCCUCUCGUUUGAUGAAUCACUGUGGCAGACUUUAGACCUGGCAGGGAAACAUUUACUGCCAGGAGUAAUUGGGCAGUUGCUCUCUAUAGGUGUGGUUGCUUUUCGCUGCCCAAGAUCACACGUGGAUGCGCCACUGUUUAAAAAUCUCAGACCACUUCGGGUGCAGCAUAUGGACCUGUCUAACUGCAUAAUAGAUGAGGCUGCCCUACAGAACAUUAUGUCUCGAUGCUGCAGGCUGCAGAACCUGAGCCUGGAAGGACUGAGGCUUUCGGAUGCCAUCGCCAGAAACCUGGCUCAGAAUUCAGACUUAGUGCGAUUAAACCUCUCUGGGUGUUCCGGAUUCUCCGCCUCUGCACUGGGGGCUCUGCUGAGCGGCUGUACUCGCUUAGAUGAGCUGAACCUCUCCUGGUGCUCUGAUUUCACAGCAGAACAUAUCCAAGUUGCCGUCAGCUCUGUUACAGAAAGUGUGACACAACUGAAUCUCAGUGGGUACAGACAGAAUCUACAGAGAUCAGAUGUGACGACAUUAGUGGGACGGUGCCCCAAUCUGGUCCACUUAGAUUUAAGUGACAGUGUCCUGCUGAAGACUGACUGUUUCCAGGAACUUCAUCAGCUCAUCUACCUCCAACACCUGUCGCUCAGCCGAUGCUAUGAAAUAAUGCCGGCAGCCUUACUUGAACUUGGAGAUAUCCCCUCACUGAAGACGCUACAAGUUUUUGGAAUUGUAACAGAAAAUUCCCUUCCUGUGCUAAAGGAAGCACUCCCCCAUCUGAAGAUCAACUGUUCUCACUUCACUACCAUUGCCAGGCCAACAGUAGGCAGCAAAAAGAACCCAGACAUCUGGGGCAUCAGGUGCCGCCUGAUGCUGCCGAAUCCCAGUAGCCGCUGAUGUCCUCGUCACAAAGUGCCUUCACAGAAGAAUGGACAGAAAGGCCCCUGUACGUGGAGCCCCUCGACUGUUUUUUCUCUGAUGAGUUCGACCUUCUGCCUUGUAACUGUUUGGGCUUGAGGAUCACUUGAGAAAGAACUGUUUCCUGUCACUAACUCAAAAAAAGUUAGGAAGAAGUGCUUUGCACUGGGAACACAACUUUUGUCAGUACCUUUUAAAGGCCUGCCUGGAGAGCCAUGACAUUUCAAGUAUUUAUGAGUUGAAGGGAGUAAACCUGUACUUAAUAUUAAAAGGUGGUUCAGGGUAAGUGCUUCAUACCACCUCUCUGACAUUCCCUCUUCUAAAAAUCUUCAGAAUGCAGCCAGUGCUCAAGUGAAUAAUUUUAUAGAAACUGUUUCAGUAAUCAUACAUGCUUUUUCAUUUUCUCUGUCUUGCCUUACAUAGAAUGGAUUGGAAGAACCCCAGAUCACUCAUUUUCUGAACUGAGCACAAAUAGAGCUUGGGGGGAAAAAUCCCAACUCUGUCUUUGAGUGUUAAUCACUGAACCUUGAGAUAAUAAGGAUCAUGGGAAGGGAGACCCCACAAAAGCAUUUUAAAGAGCCUGGAAAAAAAUGUUGUCUUUAGCCCAAGGUUUGGGGCAGAGAGUAAAAGUACAUUUCCACUUGGUGAUACAUGCAUACCAAAAAUGCUUGGGAACCUUUGAAGGCAGGGGCAAGCCAAAUGACAGCUGGUUUCUGUGACUGAUGAGCUUGAGGUCUUCUUGGACCAAUUAGCAUUUCUUUACGGAGAUUCAUAGGUAGUUUUUCUAGGUUCUGAAACUAGCUGUGGGGAUGUAAUUAUGGUGUUGCUUGUUUGCUUUUUUAUAAAAUUUCUUUCCACAUCAUGACCACAUAUCUUAACAUUGGUAAAGACUGGCUGCCUUGUUCACUUUUUUAUAUUGAAGGUGCUUUUGCUUCUGAUGGUUUACAUUCCACAAACCAAUUUCUGUUUUAGGUGCUAGGUAGAAUUUGGCCUUGUUCCCUGUUCUUCCUUGUAACUGAAGUCUAGAAGGGGCUAUUUUGAUUUUUCUCUUAGAAUCAAGUACUGAAUAACAAGAAAUAAAAAAUCUUUGCAUCAUUUGUUUGGAAUGCCCCAUUUGAAAGAGCUCUGGGGUCUACAAUUACCGGGAAGCACCACGAAACUAAGCACUCUUGUGAAAGAGGAGCAGUUUCUUGACUCAGGACAGUCUGGGAGCAGGAACCCCAACUUAAAAGCAUUGAUUGUACUUGUAGGGGAGCAGCUUUGACUUUUUAUAACUGAUGGAGCACCCAGAAAAAAAAAUUAUUCAUACUCUUAAAAACUAGGUCAACAAAUCAUUUCAUUUCUUCCCACUGAUCAAAGAAUACUAACUUUAUUUUGUUUCUGUGACUGACUUAAAAAAAUCAAGAUGGAACUAAUAUGGUUAAGUCUGCCUUAAGACUGCUGGAGAAAACACUUUGGCCCUGUGUUAUACAGAGAUUAACUGUUGCCAGCCUGUUUUCUGUGCUGUCACUAAAUGUUAACUACACCUUGAAAUGUUGUUUACAUAAUAGCCAUUAAAGAGACCUAGGCUGGGUCUGGCGGAACUUGGACCUCUGGAUACACAUCCUCUUCAGCACUCCAGUCCAGAUAUAAGCUAUCUUGACAAGAUUUUAGUGACCUUCAUGAUGUCCACUUUUAUACAUUUUUAAUUAAAAGGAAAAAAAAUUUAUACAAAUGACUCGUCCUUUAUGCGUUUAAGCCCAACUUGUGAAAAGCAACAAGAGCAGCAUGUGAGUAAACUUAAUGCAAUAGUAAUAUGCAGUCACUUUAAAAACGGUAUCAACAGUUUAAUGGAUUGAACUUAAGAGUGUACUUUGCUCAUACUUAGACUCCACCUUAACCAUCUUGCCAAAAACUGUUGCCAUUACUACAUAAAAGAUUCCGUCUAGAAUCCUCACUUUUGAAUCAACAGAUUUAAUUUGGGGGGAUUGCUCUGGUACGCAGGGUUAUAGAAUCUUCCCUCAAUAUGUUUCUUUCUUUGUACUUGGAAACUAGGAAAAAACCCUGAAAGUCUCCUUUAAUGAUCUUCCUUGAGCCUAGAAGAAGGAUCAAGCCUUUAUUAAAUACCUAUUAUGUGCCAGGCAUUUGACAAAU
Phascolarctos cinereus (koala) is the source of this 3494-nucleotide messenger RNA. It is a transcript of the gene SKP2, whose product is annotated as S-phase kinase associated protein 2. The record is from RefSeq and is a predicted model, not a curated record. Gene Ontology annotation, molecular function: protein binding. Lineage: Eukaryota; Metazoa; Chordata; Mammalia; Diprotodontia; Phascolarctidae.